Molecule: messenger RNA, 2612 nt
Organism: Drosophila innubila
Lineage: Eukaryota; Metazoa; Arthropoda; Insecta; Diptera; Drosophilidae
Gene: Pen
Product: importin subunit alpha
Exons: 5
Coding region: 301-1869 (522 amino acids)
Biological process (GO): NLS-bearing protein import into nucleus
Cellular component (GO): nucleus; cytoplasm
Molecular function (GO): nuclear import signal receptor activity; protein binding
Source: RefSeq, a predicted model, not a curated record
CUGUAACUUAAUGUAUUAAGAGCUAUAUAGCCUCACAGUUUUAUUUGGGUUUUAAACGUGUUAACACGCUCAGAAAUUUAUUUGUGUUGUUCCAAAUUUGUAGGUGCAAGUAAAUUUACAAGUUUUUGUUUGGAAAUAUUUUAGAAAUUUAGCAUACCCAUACAGCAGUCAACAAUCUGUUAAUAUACAGCUAAAGAAAACGCGCACAUUUUUCUUUACAGCUGUACACUUGUUAAUCGUAGCAGAAACAACUCAAUUUUAAUUAUCAAAAAACAACAAACUGCAAAAACAAUUUUAAACAUGAAUAAAUCGGAAGGAAGCGCACACCAGGGCCACUACAAGGCCAACACCCUGAACACGCAGGAUUCGCGCAUGCGUCGCCAUGAGGUGACCAUCGAGCUGCGCAAAUCGAAGAAGGAGGAUCAGAUGUUCAAGCGCCGCAACAUCAAUGACGAGGAUCUGACCUCGCCCCUCAAGGAGGUCAAUGGUCAGUCGCCGGUGCAGUUGUCGGUCGAUGAGAUUGUGAUUGCCAUGAACAGCGAGGAUCAGGAGCGCCAGUUUCUGGGCAUGCAGCAGGCCCGCAAGAUGCUCAGUCGGGAACGCAAUCCACCCAUUGACCUGAUGAUCGGACAUGGCAUUGUUCCCAUAUGCAUACGCUUCCUUCAAAACACUGGCAACACCAUGCUGCAGUUUGAGGCUGCCUGGGCUUUGACCAACAUCGCCUCGGGCACAGCGGAGCAGACGCGCUGCGUCAUCGAGCAGGACGCAGUGCCGCAUUUCAUUGCCCUGCUACAGUCCAAGUCCAUCAAUCUGGCCGAGCAGGCUGUCUGGGCACUGGGCAACAUUGCUGGCGAUGGCGCCGCCGCACGUGACAUUGUCAUUCAGAACAAUGUCAUCGAUGGCAUCCUACCCUUGAUCAAUCAUGACACGCCCAUCUCAUUCCUACGCAACAUUGUCUGGUUAAUGUCGAAUUUGUGCCGCAACAAGAAUCCAUCACCGCCAUUCGAGCAGGUGAAGCGUCUGCUUCCCGUGCUGUCACAGCUGUUGCUCAGCCAGGACAUACAGGUGCUGGCCGAUGCCUGUUGGGCCUUGUCCUAUGUGACGGACGACGACAACAACAAGAUUCAGGCGGUGGUCGAUACGGAUGCAGUGCCCCGACUGGUCAAUCUCCUGCAGACGGAUGAGCCCAGCAUCAUUGUACCAGCCUUACGCAGCGUUGGCAACAUUGUCACCGGAACGGAUCUGCAAACGGAUGUGGUGAUUGCUGCUGGUGGUCUGCCCAAGCUGGGCAUGUUGCUGCAGCACUCCAAGGGCAACAUUGUCAAGGAGGCUGCGUGGACAGUGAGCAACAUAACGGCCGGCAAUCAGAAACAGAUUCAGGCGGUCAUCGAUGCUGGCAUCUUCCAUCAAAUACGUCAUGUGCUCGAGAAGGGAGACUUCAAGGCGCAAAAGGAAGCCGCAUGGGCGGUGACAAAUACAACAACGUCGGGAACACCCGAGCAGAUUGUCGAUCUGAUUGAGAAGAACAAGAUAUUAAAGCCUUUCAUUGAUUUACUGGAUGCCAAGGAUCCCCGCACCAUCAAAGUUGUGCAGACGGGUCUCUCCAAUCUAUUCGCACUCGCCGAGAAAUUGGGCGGCACUGAGAAUCUCUGCCUGAUGGUCGAGGAGCUGGGUGGCCUCGACAAGUUGGAAGCGCUACAGCAGCAUGAGAAUGAAGAGGUCUACAAAAAGGCCUUUGCCAUCAUUGAUACAUACUUUAACACUGGCGACGACGAGGCCGAACAGAAGCUGGCGCCCCAGGAGGUUAAUGGCGCUCUCGAGUUUAAUAGCACACAGCCCAAGGCGCCCGAGGGCGGGUAUUCCUUCUAAGUAACGCAAGUGCCAGCCAUCACCAUCUCCAAAACCAACACACACACAACCAGAUACAGAUACAUUUUGUUCUCGUUUUUUUUCUUUCUAUUAUGCGACCGCGCCUACACAAACAAUACACCUUAUCAAAACUCACUCACCCACACACACACACACAAACACAUUCUAUACUAGUUUGUCACUCCCAAGCACACUCACACACACACACACACACACACAUGGACAUUUAUAUUUCAAUUCAAAACAUGCACGGAAGGAAAAUCCUUAAUUGUGUUUUUCCCCAUAAUUGUACUGCAUACGGCCAUGAAAACGCAUCUUCGGCGCGUUCUUAAAUUCGCUUCAAAAUUUCCAUUUCCAUUAGCACACAUAUACCCACACACAACUGCACAAAUUACCAUGUGAUUAUACCCUUCACCUGUCCAGCUGUGCUGACAGGUGUUGGGUUUUUUUAGACAAUCGGGGCUCAGAGCGCAGCCUGUUGCGUUUGCAUGGCCGAAUGUACUGUUUUGGAGUGUGCUUUAUUCCUUUUUAAAUCGCCAUAAUUUUCGGAUAAUAUUUAUGUAUAUUUAGGCUGUUAGUAUAUUUAUUGAAUAUGUAUUUGUAAUGUACUGUUGUGAUUACAAUACGCAACCACAAACCCAUUAUUUUAGAACACUAAACACUUCACACAACGCAAAGCAAUUUAUCAAUGUGUCCUCAUCCCUGUAUUAAUACAAUGAAUAAAAAAAUAUAAAUAUAAAUAA